GGCGAGGCCUCGCUCGGCCAGGCGCUCGCGGCCGUUCAGGGCGCCAAGCAGGCAUACGACUGGGCCCGGCGUUACUUGCAGUGCACGCUGCGGCAGCACGACCUGUUCGUGCACGGCAGCGGGUCGCCCGAGCUGCAGCUGCUGCCCGUGGAGCAGGUGGUCGAGGUCUGGGAGAACGUCCUGAACUAUGGCGCCAAGGACGCGGAGGACCUGGUCGGGCGCCUGACCCUCACGAAUUGCCGGGUGGUCUGGGCGCUGGACAAGGACCGGGCCACCUACAACGUGAGCGUGCCGCACCGCGCCUACGUCCCGAGCCUCACGGAGACGCAGAGCUUUGGGCUCUGCCUCGUGCUCACGGUGGCCUCGAACUUCGUCCACGACGCCGACUACGCGAACGGCGUCCGGCUCGGCUUCGGCCUGCAGAAGACCAAGCUCGAG
Prorocentrum cordatum is the source of this 438-nucleotide messenger RNA. NCBI's taxonomy places the organism in Eukaryota, Dinophyceae, Prorocentrales, Prorocentraceae. The record is from the annotation of a GenBank genome assembly.